Messenger RNA from Plasmodium falciparum 3D7, 3090 nucleotides. It is a transcript of the gene TSR1, whose product is annotated as putative ribosome biogenesis protein TSR1. Gene Ontology annotation, biological process: ribosome biogenesis. Gene Ontology annotation, cellular component: nucleus. Lineage: Eukaryota; Apicomplexa; Aconoidasida; Haemosporida; Plasmodiidae. The record is from RefSeq and is a predicted model, not a curated record.
AUGAAACAUAAAUCACAUUUAAAACAAAAAAAUAAACAAUUUAAAAAGAUAAAAAAUCAGAAGAAGAAGAAGAAGAGUAUAAAAAAUAUCCAAAAAAAAAAAAAUAAAAAUGAUAUUAACGAAAAAUAUAGUAAUAUAUUACAAAGGAAGGUUCAAUCAUAUUAUAGCAAAAGUGAUCAAUUAAAAAAUGAGAGAGAAGAAAAAGCUAAACAUAUACCUUUUUAUAAUUGCUUGAAUAUAUGUUUAUUAGUGUUCCAUGAAGAUGUUGAUAUACUUUCGUUUAAGAAGGAAUUUAUAAAAUAUUUAUGUGAAGAAAAUGACGAACAUAUUGAUAUAGAUAAUAUAAAAUUAUAUGAUAUAUACACUGUACAUUCAAAUGAUAAAAAAAAAAAGAAAAGAAAAUCAUUUGUAGUUUAUGAUAUACCAAGAGAUAUAUAUGGAAUUAUUGAUGGAACCAAAUGUGCUGAUGUUGUAUUAUGUUUAUUUAAAGAUGGAAGUAUUGAAAAUUCUUGUUUUGAUGAAUUAGGUUAUAAAUUAUUAUCUGUAUUAAAAAUACAAGGGGUUCCAUCUAUUAUUGGUAUAGGUUACAAUACAAAUAUGAGCAAUAAGGGUUCUCACAAAUUUGUUAUGAGAUAUUUUAAUUCUGAAUUUACAAUGGACGACAAAAUAUUUUUUAUUAGUGAAAAUAAAAAUUCCGAUUUUCAAAAAUUAUAUAAUGAAAUAACAAAUAUGAAAAUUAAAAAUGUUUCUUAUAGAGAAGGUAGAGGUUAUAUGAUGGCAGAUUCUUGUGCAUAUAAUUCUGAAAAUGAUUGUAUAUAUAUAAAAGGUUUUAUAAAAGGAGUGGGUUUUAAUUAUCAUAAUCCUAUACAUAUAACUGAUGUAGGGGAUUAUUAUAUCGAUAAUAUUUAUUUAAUAGAUAUCUUAAAAGAAAAAAGAUUUUUUGACGAACAAAAUUUAAGAUAUUCCUUUUUAUUAAAUCCAAAUAAUCAACAAACAAGUGAAAAUGAAUUUAUACUUAAUUUUUUAUCCAACAAUAAAAAAUUACCUAAUGAUCAUACAAAAUAUAAUUAUUAUGAUAUUAAACAUAAGCCAAUUAAAAGUAUAUUUAAUGAAGAAGAUGAUAUGAAAUGUAUACGACCGUAUGUUGUAGAAGACAAUAAUAAUAUAUAUAUGAAUAAUUUAAUGACCCUUAAAAAUAAGGAUAUACCUGAAUUUACUGCUUCAAAUUUCUUUUCUUACGAUAACUACAACAUAAAUGAAAAUAAUAAUAGUAUUACUAAGACAAUGAAUGAUAGUACAACUACAACUAAUAAUAGUAACAAUAAUAAUAAUAAUAAUGGUGAUAAUAUAAAUGAAAGUUAUACAGUUUAUAAAUACAAUAUGAAGAAUAUUAUGCAAGACUAUACAAAUGAUCCUCAUGGUAAUAAUCAACAGUAUAAUGAAGAAAACACUAACCCAAACAUUAGUAAUAUAAAUAAUAUGUGGACUUAUAUAUCUAACGAAAAACAUGAAGCAAACGAUGAUUUUAUUUGCUCAUAUGACAAAUAUGGUGGAAUGAACGACGACAACAGCAGCAACAACAAUAAUAAUAAUAAUAAUAUGUUUAAUAAUAAUAAUAAUAACAUUAUUAAUAAUUUUAACAUAAGUAAUGAAACGCAAAAUAAAAAAUUUUCAACGAACCAUCUUGAGUAUGGAAAUAAUGAUUUAUACAAAAAUUAUGAUGAGGAUGAAGAAAAUAAUGAUGAUAUAUCUGAUGAUAUAACUGAUAAUAUAACCGUAAAUGAGACGGAUAAUAAAAGCGAAGAUUAUAAUGAUGAUAGCUGUAUUGAAAAAGAUUCGAAUAAUUCUGAUAAUAUAUAUAUAUGUAAAAAUAUUAGUGCAAGAGAACGUUUUAAAAAAUAUCGAAGUUUACAAAGUUUUAGAACUUCAUAUGUAGAUGUUUAUGAAGAUUUGCCACUAGAAUAUUCACGUAUAUAUGAUUAUGAAAGUUCUGAAAACUUAAUUAAAUAUUCCAGAAAAAAAUUUGUACAAAAUUGUAAAAUAGUAAAUGGAGAAUUUACAUUAACUGAUACUUAUUGUAUAUUUGUUAUUAAAAAUGAUGGAAAAUUAUUAAAUAAACUUAACAACAAAAGAAAUGAUAUACCAGUUAUUGUAUCAAGUUUAUUACCAUUUGAAAGAAAAGUUACAGUUUUAAAUAUGGAAGUAAAUAGAACUAUAUUUUAUUCAGAUAAGGUUGAAUCAAAGGAUAUUUUUGAAAUUAUUUGUGGUUUUAGACAUUUUAUCGGAUGUCCUGUAUUUAGUGAACAAAUAAUUAAAGGACCACAAUCGAAAGGAAAAUAUGAAAAACAUUUAAAACAUGGGAAAAAAUAUGUUGCCUCUAUAUUUGGUUUUACCACAGUAACAGCAGCUCCAGUAUUUUUUAUUAAAAAAAAAAUGUACCAACAAAUGGAACAAUUACAAAACUAUGCUAAUGGUAAUAAUAAUAAUAAUAAUAAUAAUAAUAAUAAUAAUAGUAAUAAUUAUUGUAAUAAUUCAUUGAAUAGUUUAGAUUUUCAACAAACCUUAGGAUAUUCCUUAGAUACUUCUAACGAUAUAAAUAAUUCCCUUACGAGUGGUAGAACUGAAUAUAUAUAUGAUUGUAUAACAAAUGAACACAAUAAUUUUUCCAACCCCCAAGCUAAUGUUGCAUCUGUAAUAGUUGCGCAUGGUAAAGUUGUAAGUUGUGAUUGUAAAAGAAUUAUAAUGAAGAGAAUAUCCCUUUGUGGGAAAAUAUUUAAAAUUCAUAAAAAAAAAGCUGUCAUUAGAAAUAUGUUUUAUAAUCCCAAAGAUAUCAAUUAUUUUAAACCAGUUGAAUUACAUACCAAACAUGGAUUAACUGGAAAAAUAGUUGAAUCAUUAGGAACUCAUGGAAAAAUGAAAUGUAUAUUUAGUAAUGUUCUUAAACAACAUGAUAAAGUUUUCAUAUUCUUAUAUAAGAGAAUAUAUCCUAUAUGGUUCCCUUUAUCAUGGGGUGGAGAACAAGAUCUUGGACCAGAUAACCAGCCAUUAGAGUUAAAAGAGAAAAAAAAAAGACAUGCCCUCAUGUUAUAA